Molecule: messenger RNA, 759 nt
Organism: Lachancea dasiensis
Lineage: Eukaryota; Fungi; Ascomycota; Saccharomycetes; Saccharomycetales; Saccharomycetaceae
Source: the annotation of a GenBank genome assembly
AUGAGGGUUGCUAUUUUGAACUGUGAUUUUGCUAAGAGAUACCUUGAGCAGUAUGGAGAUUUUGCAGAUAUGGCGAUCACUAUGCUGGAAAAAACACGCGGUCAAUGCGAAAUGACCGAUUUUACAGUUUACCAGGUCCACAAGAAUGAAUUUCCGACCUUAGAUAUUCUCAGGGAAUUCUCGGGCAUAUAUAUUACGGGUUCCGAAAGUGAUUCGUUUGAUAACAGCACUCCAUGGAUCAUUCGCCUACGACAACUAGUGGCUGAACUUUUGAAAAAUGAAGAUUACCCACCGAUCGCAGGUGUUUGCUUUGGACAUCAAAUUGUCGCGUCAAGUCUGGGCUGUAAAGUAGCACGCAAUGUGAAAGGAUUUGAGGGUGGAAUUGUUGAUCUGCAAUUGACUUCCGAUGCUGUGAAUGCAGGCCUCUUUCAAAGAAGCCCCGAUUCACCAACUAAAAAUUUAAAGAUUGUAGAGGUUCACCAUGACAUUGUGUAUGAGGUGCCACAGGGUUAUACGAAUGUUGGAAGCUCCUCUAAAUGUAGCAUUCAAGGUCUCUACAAAAAAAAUAGGCUUUUCACUUUACAGGGCCACCCGGAGUUUGUAACCGAGGUCUCAUCACGCAUUCUGGAUAACAUGUAUCAAUGUAACCACUUGACAUCAAAAGAGCGGAAUGAUUUAGAAGCCAGUUCCCAAAAACAGGACAACCAGGGGUACUUUGCCGCAACCUAUAUCUGGAAAUUAUUCUGCCAAGAUAUUUGA